This is a messenger RNA of Cotesia glomerata, 1265 nucleotides long. Its product is annotated as basic salivary proline-rich protein 2-like. NCBI's taxonomy places the organism in Eukaryota, Metazoa, Arthropoda, Insecta, Hymenoptera, Braconidae. The transcript is spliced from 2 exons. The coding region runs from base 45 to 1265 and encodes 406 amino acids. The record is from RefSeq and is a predicted model, not a curated record.
AUUUUCCUUGACAGUAACCUGCUCGUUUUGAUACAAGUGUACCAAUGAAUCCCUAUAAUAAAAAAGGGAAAGGGCGUGGGAAACGUCAAGUACGUGCUCCUAGACUGCAUAAUGAAGUAGUAAGGAGGUCUCCACGAGGGAAAACUAGACAAGCACCAAAUGCGCCGCUGCAACAGAAUCAGGGAGGCAAUCCACCACCGCUACCAGGACAAGUGCUACUUCCACCAUUGCCACAAAGGCAAGCACCACAGGGUGAAGGAGGUUAUGUACCGAUGCUCCAAGGACAAGUACCGUUGCUACAAGGACAAGGAGAUCAUCCUCCACAGCCACAGGGGCAAGGACCGUUGCCACAAGGGCAAGGAAAUCAUCCUGCACAGCCACAGGGGCAAGGAGAUCAUCCUGCACAGCCACAGGGGCAAGGAGAUCAUCCUGCACAGCCACAGGGGCAAGGACCGUUGCCACAAGGGCAAGGUGAUAAUCCUCUACAGCCACAGGGGCAAGGACCGUUGCCACAAGGGCAAGGAAAUCAUCCUGCACAGCCACAAGGGCAAGGACCGUUGCCACAAGGGCAAGGAGAUCAUCCUGCACAGCCACAGGGGCAAGGACCGUUGCCACAAGGGCAAGGAGAUCAUCCUGCACAGCCACAGGGGCAAGGACCGUUGCCACAAGGGCAAGGAGGAGAUCCUCGACAACCUCACGAGAAAGCACCAAAUGCAUCGUUUUCACAAAAGCCUCCAGUUGGUCAGGUUUCAAAGAAUCCUCCAGUUUCUCAGUCAAAUGGUCCUAGUAAUAGCUUUCAAGGACUAAAUUUAUCAAACAGGACUAUUAAAACUUUGAGGCUUUUUAAUAAAAAUAUGUCCGAGACCUUAAAAAUGAAGACUAUUACACAAAAUCAGCGACAAACGGAAGAAAUUUGCAGAAGUCAAAUGACUGUUGAUAAAAGUCUACAAGUAAUUACGUCAAGUAAUUCAAGCAAUGAGAGCAAGCGUGAAGGUGAACCUUCUCCGCAACUUUCGAUGACUCAAUAUGUUCCUCCCUACUUGAACCAUCCUCAGUUCUACCCUGUGCAUCCUAAUUAUAGUAUGGCAUCGGUUCCUCAGUAUCACAUGGUCCCAGUUCCUCAGUUUCCUUUCCCACCCGUUUCUCAGUUUUCUAUGCCACCAGCUCCACAGUACCCGAUCUCACAACUCCCUCAGUACCCAUCUAUGCCUUACAACUCACCAUACGGUUUUCCACCUCAUUACUACCCUCCACGAUACUUUUAA